CAGCUGUGUUGUAUGUAGCAGGCGAACAGACGACCUGCUGGGUAAACAAGAGUGGAUGCAUCGAAAGGCAGGAAUGGCAACUUCGUCGAGGGCUUAUAGUGCGACAUAUCUACUCUUUCAAAUAGAAACACAAUAGACAGGUUUUGUGAGAUGCAGCGAAAAGGUGCCUAAGAACUGAUGCAAGAGCCCUUUCUGUUUGCCCUUUGAGGAAGCACCUGCCACCAUGAAGAGUGAGGUGCCAACUGAGGCCCCCAGCAGACAGGAGCAUCUGAAGGAGCCGCUGGUGAACCCAGAGCCCAUGGAGGCAGCCAAGAGCUUCCCUGACAACAUGGAGGUGAUCGGAAAGGCAGGCAGCGAAUUUGAAACCUUGUGUGAGUCCAGGCAUCGGCCCCUGAGGGACACAGGCACACAUAGAGACUCAGAACGGACCCUACCUGGGCGCAGAAAAAGAAAAGGCCAACAGGCAGGGCCCUCAGACUGCUCGCUGAAGGAGGGCCACAUCAGUGAGAGUUCACUGGCCCCACAGCGUCCCAGGGUAGAACUUUUACAGCACCCCAGUGAGGAUGAACAUAAUCAUGAGUCCUCUUUUAGUGACUGUGCUUCUUCCCCUUCCUCUAGCCUGCGAUUUGGGGACUCGGACACUCUUAGUUCAGAGGAGGAGGGGGAAGCUGGAGCAACAGGGGCCCAACACAAGGCUCCUGCCCUGACAACAGGCGGAGCCGCUGGAGUUGGCGUGCGCCCUGUUCUGGGUCGAACUCGGGGGAAUCGCUCUCAUAAGUGGGUGAGGUCUGAAGCUGAGCCAGUGCUGCUGAAGCGGCCGUGUCUGAGCAGCCGGCGGCCUCUUCAUAGGAAGCGCUUUUUGAAAACGCCUCCUGGAGGGGGUCAGCGGACUCAGAAGCAAAAGGAACGACUACUACUGCAGAGAAAGAAACGCGAAGUGAUUGCACGUAGAAAGUAUGCUCUACUCCACAGCACCAGUAGUUCUAGCGAGGAGCUGAGUAGUAACUCUUCCUCUCCCUCGUCUACGGAAGCAGAAGAUGAGCUGUAUGUAGAUGUCAGCAGCACCAGCAGCCAGCCCAACAGUGCUACCGUAGCCACAGGUGUCCUGGAUGAGGAUGUGGUUGUAAUUGAGGCCACUCCUGCUCCAACUCCUGCUGUCCCUGCAAGCGAGGAGAUCAACGUCACCUCAACAGACAGUGAAGUGGAAAUCGUCACAGUCGGAGAUGGUUUCAGGUCACGCUCAGUGGGUGGUCUUAGCAGGAUUUGGUCCAGCAGUUGCUCCCAGAAUCGUCUCCAGGAGCCACGUGGACGUCACAGACUCUCCACCGUCAUCCAACCACUGCGUCAGAAUGCUGGGGAGGUGGUGGACCUCACUGUGGAUGAAGAUGAUCUCUCAGUUGUGCCAACAACCUCUGGCAGCAUUCACCCUCAAACAGUCAGGUCGUCCUCUUCAUCAUCUUCUCAUCAUGCCUCUACCUCAGAGCUCAAUGAUGCACCAGGCCCUUCCACUAGCUGCUCAGGCUCGAUACCUGAAAGUAUGCACACCCAGAGGCUGAGUGGAUCCAGUCGCACAGCCACAGAGGAUGACAGCAGAGCAGGUUUGGCCGGUACAGCCGGAGAAAAUGCCGGCGCAGCCAUGCCUCGGCUCCCUUCCUGCUGUCAGCAGCACUCCCCCUGUGGAGGCCCCUCCCCCGGUCACCUGUCUCUGAGCCACUCCCAUUCAAGCUGCUUGCAGGCGUCGUCCUCUCAGCAGACCGGGGGCUCUCAGCACGGCCACGUUCACAACCACAGCAACGCUCACCACUUCAUCCACCAUGUCCAUCACCCCGCUCCACAGCCCCCUGGCACCCUGCCCUUUCAGGAGCCCAGCUGCCCCGUGGAGCGUCCCAGUGCUCUGCCAGCAUCCUGCGCUGGAGUCGGCAGCAGUGGCAACGGUAGCAGCGGCAACCCAGCCCACUACCAUGACCAGCAAAAUCUGCCGGUGGAUCUGAGCAACAGCAGUGUUCGGACGGGUGGAAACGGGGCUAAUUUCCAUGGCAGCACCUCUGCCUUUGACCCGUGCUGCCCGGGCUCCACCUCACGGCCUCCUGCUUUCAUUUCCCAGGCUGCCCCUGGGCCCAGCCAGCCUGCUGUGGUGGACUCGUUCGGCACCUCCAUGGUGGCGCAGCCCCAGCCACAGACGCAACCCCAGCCCUGCAGACAUUACAUGCACCCCUCCUAUGGCUCUCUAGCGCGCUCACUGCAUCAUCAGCCUGCCUCCGCCUGCCCUCAUUCCCAUGGGAACCCCCAACUCACACCGCAGGCCCCUACACAAGGGGAUUAUGUCAUUCCCCACACUGUCACCUUUCAUCCGCCACUGCCAUCCCAUCCUUCAGGCCACGCAGUGCCCCCUGCCCCUCCCCCUCCUCUUUCCACCCACCACCUCUCUAGUUCAAGUGCCCCACUGGCCCAGCACCUGCCUACGGAUCACCAGACCCUGCCGCACCACUUGCCGGCGCUGGGGGCCUCAGUGCAGAGGCUUCAUCAGCACGAGAUGCUGCAGAGGAUGGAGGUCCAGAGGCGCAGGAUGAUGCAGCACCCUACACGAGCACAUGAGCGUCCGCCCCCACACCCUCACAGGAUGCACCCCAACUACGGCCAUGGACACCACAUCCAUGUACCUCAAACUAUGUCUUCCCACCCUCGCCAGCCUGAGCAGAGAACAGCAUGGGAGCUUGGCAUCGAGGCUGGAGUGACUGUGGCCCCAUACCCUUCAGGGCACCUGCACUCCCACCUGCCCCACUACCACCCUCCCCCCAGACUGCACCACUUCCCCAUCCCCUUCAUGCACACUGGCAUAUCUGAAGUGACCUACCCGCACAUUCGCUACAUCUCAUCUAGAAUGACUGGCUUUGGAAGAACCUAUGAGGACCUGCUGCAUUUAGAGGAGAGAUUGGGGACUGUGAACCGAGGAGCCUCUCAGGGAACCAUAGAGAGGUGCACUUACCCGCACAAGUACAAAAAGAAGGUGUUGGAGAGAGACAUUGACCCAGAGUUAACCCCCGAAGCUUGGGCGUCUAUUGGGAAAAAUAUGCACGCAACCCCAGAAUCGAGAAAGCUGCUUAUUAAGCAAGACGAAGAAGAAGGGGCCGAUGAAGACACAGAAGAAAAAUGCACCAUCUGUCUUUCAAUACUGGAGGAGGGGGAGGACGUCAGACGCCUACCAUGUAUGCACCUCUUCCACCAGCUGUGUGUGGAUCAGUGGCUCCUCACCAAUAAGAAGUGCCCCAUCUGCAGGGUGGACAUUGAGGCGCAGCUGUCUGCUGAGAGUUGAUGCUGUUUUUCUAACAACCCCCCUUUUGUUGAAAAUUUAUUUUGAGAUCAUUUUAAUUUCUUCUCUUCAGUACUGCAGUCAACCAAAGAUGGCAUGAAUUACCUGCGCAGCUCUUCUACGAGAAAAUAAAAAAACACCUGACGAAAAAGCAUUGAGCCUAGAGUGCCAGCUACCACAUAUUACUACAACAGCUAGAAUUCUCCAUUAAGGGUUUAAGAUUUAUUGUAUUUAUAAAGCUUUUAUGUAGCUUUUGAUUGUUUCCUCAAGUGUCAUUUUUUGUUUUGUUUCUCUGCAUGUUUCCUUGCAAUGCAUUUCUUUGCACAUAUAACAUGGGCUUAACACGGCCUAACAACUCGCAGGUGAGGAUAGCUGCUCUAGUAAAGAUGCAUUUCUGUAAACCUAAUGCCUUGCUUUACUAGAAGACAAUGUCACCAUCCAGUUUAAAAAAAAACAAACAUUGCAGGAUUCAUUUUUACCAAUCAUUGUAUUGAUUAGUUUAUGUUUAGAAGAUGUGGAUUGUUAGUGGAAGAUGUUUUUUAAGUAAAUCAAGACAUUCCUAACUAGGGAAAUAUGUUAACAGAUCAGCUGCUGUAUUAGUGCACACCCAGUAUUUCUAGAGUGGAAAUAAACUCCAAUGUUCACCUCACCUCCCAGAAUAUGCACAUGCUUUGCUACGAUCACACCACGCUCCAGCACUUCAUUUGACUAAAGACACCGUUAUCACCGUCAUCUGACGUAUUCUAAAGAAAAAGGAAAAUGUCACCUGCCUCUCUCAACUGUUCUUCAUAAACUGAACGAGUGUGAAUUUCUUCUUCAUGUUUUGGGGGUUGCUCCCCGCAGACAGGCCUGUGAUGGUUAGUUAGGUUUCUGUAAGAGGAUCUCAGGUCUACAUGUGUGCAAGACAUUUCACAUGAGCCUGCAACCUGGGAUCAUUUUGUCAAUUUCAUACCGGCAGUGGCAUUUUGUGUGUGUGUGUGUGUGUGUGUGUGUGUGUGUGUGUGUGUGUGUGUGUGUGUGUGUGUGUGUGUGUGUGUGUGUGUGUGUGUGUGUGUGUGUGUGUGUGUGUGUGUGUGUGUGUGUGUGUGUGUGUGUGUGUGUGUGUGUGUGUGUGUGUGUGUGUGUGUGUGUGUGUGUGUGUGUGUGUGUGUGUGUGUGUGUGUGUGUGUGUGUGUGUGUGUGUGUGUGUGUGUGUGUGUGUGUGUUCAGAGGGAAAUACACAGCUUAAUUUGGGAUAAAUAUUUACUUGUUUGUUCUCACACAUCAAGCCAUUUUAUCCACCCUCCCUUUUGUCUCUCUGUAGUUGAGCAGCGGCGCCCAUUUUGGCUGCUGCGGAAAGAAAAACACUAAUACUGUUGACUAACUCACUCGCAUAGACUUGCACAAGAGAGAAAAAGGUCGGAGAGUAGUUGUGAAUAUGACGUGCACUGAGGCCAUGUAUUUCCACUCUGAUGAAUAUUAAAAAAAGGACAAAAAAGAUAUUUUGAAUGGAGUGUUGAAAUGCAGUACUUAAAGCAGGUACCCAUGCAUCCGUUGACUUAAAGGCACCAGGAUCAUAUUCUGUGGGAUUUAUAUUAGUUUUAAAAAAUAAUAUUAAUAAACUUGGAUAACUCUUAAUUGGGUCUUUUCCUUUAUGUCCUCUUUGAAAAUCAGAUGUUUGAGUGAGUGUUGGGUCUUUCCUAAAACAGGUAUUUUCUGAAAUGAUGACAUUGUUCCGAGUGAAUAUAGAGUUUAAAAGAAAAACGCAUCUGAAACCAAUUCAAGAACGUACUGUAAAUGCUCUCAUUCUGCCCCCUUUUCAAAUGCAUUCAGUUCAGUCUGGGUAAACGAUAUCCUGUUGGUAUAGAAAGCUAUUUUAUAUCAUAUUCUCUUUUUGUAUUAUUUGUAGAUUACACAAUGUCAUUACUUGUAUAUAUUUUGCUUCAGUUUGAAAUAAUUAUUGAUAUGUCAUAUGUAAAUGCUCAAAAACAGAUAAAAAACUGGUAAAUUC
Messenger RNA from Eleginops maclovinus (Patagonian blennie), 5300 nucleotides. It is a transcript of the gene rnf111, whose product is annotated as ring finger protein 111. The coding region runs from base 224 to 3313 and encodes 1029 amino acids. NCBI's taxonomy places the organism in Eukaryota, Metazoa, Chordata, Actinopteri, Perciformes, Eleginopidae. The transcript has 15 exons. Gene Ontology annotation, biological process: ubiquitin-dependent protein catabolic process. The record is from RefSeq and is a predicted model, not a curated record. Gene Ontology annotation, molecular function: ubiquitin protein ligase activity.